AAAGUUGGAUCAACUGAGAGACCACCGUCGACAUAACUAACACAAGCCACCAAGCCUCCAGUCCUUUCCAAACAGAAAUUGAAACACUGUAGUUUACCAAUAUUUUUUCUGUUAUUGUUAAAUAAACCUAGCUUCCUACCUGGAGGCAUCGACGAUUCACUGAUACUAGAUACAGAAGUCCAUUAGGCGAAAGCUUCCCCUAUUCGGUCCAGAAGUAUUUGAAACCAUUUGAAGCUAUUGUACAUGACAAACAUUCCCGUCAUUAUGAAAAUUAACGUGCUUACUUCCACAAUUAUUUGCACAAAAUCGAAAAUAAACGUCUUUACUGAACUUGUGAAUUUUCACUCAACAUGUCUUUAGCGAAAAAGUGGUGGGAUAAAAGUGAAACAACUACGAAAAGGUAUUCAUCUGCUGAUAUACAGCCUAUUGGUGAAUAUUUACAAGAGAAAUUUUCUCAUGGAGUUGACUAUAAUAGUAUGUUUAGGAAUUGGCAUAAAAAUUAAAAUAUUUGCUUUUAUCAUUACUAUUAUUUUCUCUAAAAUUUUAAUAGGCACUAAUUCACUGGUUUUACAUCCGACUGGCUAAAGAACUAAAUUAUGUGAAUUGAAAUCUCGCUAUGAAUAUGUUUAUAUUCAAGUUUGUAAAGAUCCAUUAUUUAUGAAUAACUCAUCCAUAUCUAGAGCUCUUUAUCAGUGACCUCGAAAUUUAAAUAUUGGGUGCAUUUCAUCAGACCUCAAAUUUAUUAGAAAUAUUUACUUUUGCUGGGGCUUGCUAGUAGUGUAUAGACCACUGACCAAGGUUCUCCAAACAACUCUGUGCUGGGCUCUUUUCUAGUUGUUUACGAUUGGUGCCCAUAGUCUUAUCGUCUGCCUUUGGUUUUCGGCGUUAUAUGCUCUUUGGUCUUCCUCUUUUCUUUUUGUUAAGUUAGAUCUUCGCGAUUUAAUUUUACAUGGUUUCCACAAAGCAUGCUUAUCCGCGUUCAGCUUCUUUUUCUAAUUUCCUCCUCAACUGGCAACUGGUUUGUUUUGUUUCAGAUUGGGCUAUUGUCGAUAGUCUGUGGUUAGUGGAUCUGGAGUAUCUUUCGCAAACAGCUAUUUAUAAAACCUGCACUGUUUUGGUGAUUGUCGCAAUUCUUCAACUUUCAGCUCCCUACAAUAAACUUUUAACACGUGUUGAAAAUUCUUACUCUAUUCUUAGGUGACAGUUCUUUUGAGUUCCAGAUAUCCUUCAUUUGUAGGAAUGUUGUCCUUGCUUUUUCAAUUCGCACCUUCACAUCUUCAUCAGAUCCCCCUCGUUUAUCAAUAAAAACGGAGGCUUCCACCUGUUCCAGAGAUUUUCCAUCGAGCGUAAUGUAGUUGAUGCUCACUGUUUCGUAUUUCUAGAUCCUACUUUUUCUUUUGUGAAUGUCUAUUUUUGAGGAGUCCUCCACUGUAUUGGCUAUCUUCAUCUGCAUUUGUUGCUGCGUAUGGGAUAGAAGGGCUAAUUCAUCUGCAAAGUCCAAGGCAUCUAGAUGUAUUCAAGGUUUCCACUAUGUUAUUUGCUUUUCCUGAAACGUGGAGUAAAAUUUGUCAUGGUGGUUCAGUUAAAUUCAUUUUUUUAGUUUUAUAUGCUCCCUUGAAUUGUACUUUUGUCCAGUUUUCGAUUAAUUUCAGUGUUGUCUAAAUCCUAUGGGAAAGUCGAUACAUGCAGUUAUAUGUAUGAAUCUUUGAAAAUUGUUAUACGCGGUGAUCGUAAUGUUGGAAAAUCAACUUUACUUUCGCGCUUGAAGGGUGAACAGUUUAAAGAAGAAUACAUUCCAUCCAAUGAAAUUCAACUAGCUAACAUUCAUUGGAAUCAUCAGAAUUCUCAAAGUGUAAUUAAAGUGGAAGUUUGGGAUGUUGUUGAUAAAGGCAAACCUAGGAGUAGUGUUUCAAAAGGCGUAAGGUUUUUCAAAAAACUAACAAAAGGCCAACCUAGUAUCAAUAUUGGUGGACAGGCUGGAAAUAUUGAACCGUGUUUAGAUGCAAGUUUUAUUAAUGUCUACAAAGGUGCACAUGGUGUUAUCCUAAUGAUGGAUAUGACAAAACCAUCGACAUUUGAAUAUGUAUGUCGUGAACUUAUACAAAUUCCUCCGAAAUUGCCCAUAUUAAUUAUGUCCAAUUUUCAUGAUAUACAAGAACAACGUAAAGUCACUGAAGAACAAGUUCAAAUCUUCCUCAAUGAUUCUAUUAUGCAGCUGAAUCAGUAUAAUGUUACAACUGAUGAAAAAGUCAAUGAAUUAUCAAGAAAUAUUCAUGUACAAAAGAUUUCAUCAUCAAAUCCAAUUCGUUCUAUCCCCGUACAAUAUUGUGAAUCAUCAAUGAAAACUGGUUUAGGUUUGAUGUAUGUGUAUAAAUUCCUGAAUAUACCAUUUUUAUGUCUGCAACGUGAUGUACUACAAUAUCAACUGAAACGUAAUUAUGAUGAAAUGAUUCAUGUUUUAGACGAGUUAAGUCCAAAAACUGAUAACCAGACACCAGAACAACGUUACAGUUAUAUCGAUUCUGGUCAGAGGAGAACAACUGAUGAAUCGUCAUCAUCACGAAAUUGUUCUUCUUUUUCUGUGAUAAAAGAGAAUGUUGUAAACUUUCCGAUUAAAUUAACUGAAUCAAAUAAGACAACAGCGAUCUCCUUCAACCCAUCCAAUAUAAAUAAUCGAAAUAAUUUUGAUGUUAAUCAGAAUAAUGUUCAUAUAAAAAGAGAUGAAUACAAUAUUAUUAAGACUAAUGAAAUCAAUGAAGAGUUGAACCAGAAUCCAAUGGUGAUAGCAUUCAGUGAAGAAAUUGAUCCUGCUGAUAAUGAAAUAUAUUAUCUUAAUAACAAUACUACCAAUAUUACUACUAAUAAUCAUUCAGAAUCACCUACGGAAUCGUACGCAACAGUUACUCCAAAUAGUGAUAAUGACAAUGUUUUUAAUAUUACUGAUGAUAAUUUACAUUUCAAAAAUAAUGAAAAUUUAUCCCAUGAAAUAAUGGAUGAAUUACAGUUGAAUUUACGCUUAGAACAAUGUUACUCUCAUGGGAAAAAAGUUAAUUUGGACUAUUCAAAUCAGUUCAAGAAGUCCGAAUUGAAAACUAUAGAUGGCACGAUGGCAAAUUCUGGACAACUGAGAAAAUCUGAGUCUAGACAAAAUAAGAACACAGACGAACAGGAAGGUAUACUCAGUACAAACUUAAAAAACAAUAAAAAUUUGUCAAUAUCUAAUGAAAAUAUCAUUAUACUACCUACAGAUGAUGAUGCCCUGGAAAAAUUUCUUGAAGAUAACUAAUAAAAAAAAUAAAACUCUAAAUCGUCUUUCUUUUGUUUCUUCAAAUGGAAUCGUAACUUACAUUCCUAAUCUUUUGUACAAAGAAAAUUAAAUAUAUCUUCUCUAUUCUCA
This is a messenger RNA of Schistosoma rodhaini, 3397 nucleotides long. The record is from the annotation of a GenBank genome assembly. NCBI's taxonomy places the organism in Eukaryota, Metazoa, Platyhelminthes, Trematoda, Strigeidida, Schistosomatidae.